GCGUUGUUCGAACGCGUUGUCGUCCGUCGCUUCUGCGAUCCCGAGAGGAAUAAUUUCGUCGCGUUCGCUCGACGAUUAAAACCAACGUCGCGGAGACACGUGCAUCGCACGGAAAUACAGUUAAAGUAGUCGGGACGAGGGAAGAUCGCUUAAGAUCGACGUGUACGAACACGCUUUUGUGGGCCAGCUUACGUACGGCCGCGGCGGUUAUGGCAGGCAAGAGAAUCCGCGUCCUAGUACUCGCGUUACGAUCACCUUCGCAACGCGUCACGGUCCGUUACGUUCCGUUUCUUCUCCGGCAGCUAUCAAGAGAGACGGUUUAAAAGCUUGAUUCCUCGCCUAUGUUUGUACACAUAAUGCGCGUUUCUGUACGGGCAUUUACCGCCGCGGCUGGGAGCAGCAAAGCGGCGCUCGAUUUGACUCGCGAGUUUCUACCAGCCGUUAACCGAACCGCCAAUUACCUCCAAUUACACCCGGGAACCGAGAAACACCGUGCGAUCGUGGCAGGCCUUCGAAAUUCGCAGCGAACGCCUCGUACCCGCGACACCAACGGAUUAUACGAUGCCGUAGGCAUCCGAGAACUAGAAUCGAUGGAUUCCUCCGAGUCGCAUUGCUUUGAUGCGGUUCAACCAGCCGAGCUAUAAAACCGACGCGCGUUGUUUCAUAAGAGACGCGACGUGUGGCUGGAUUUAUUUACACCGUCCGCCAUUUUCUUUGUAAUUCGAGACCCGGUUCGGAUUGUCGUUCGAUAGAAAAGAACCGUUUGGUAUUUAUCGCGCGCGGCCAUGUUUACACGAUUAACCCGACGAGCACCUUCGCUGUUCAGAUUCACAAUGAAGAGAUGAUCGCGAGCCUGCCGAUACACAGUGGCGGCAGCGGCGGGCCCAGCAGCCGCGUGGGUCGGGGCCUGGCCCUUCACAGGUCCAACUCCAGCCUGGAACUUCCGCACAGCCCGGACCCUGGGUCCCGAGUGGCAGAGGCUCCCCUGAGGAGGGAGUAUGGGUCGCACGGCAGCAUCGACGCAGUGGCGCAGUCCGUGACGGUCGGCGAGAACUUGUUCGCGAUGUUGCAGGAGCUACGACCAUCCGCUUCCGAUCAGCGGAACUCUGUCGGCGUCGACUAUCUGAGACGCGUGCCGGAUGGACAAACGGUGGACGCUGACGAGGUCUGCGGCCCGGCCGGCGGCUCCAGUCCGAAGUUAAGGCUGAAACUGAACAGAUUGUGGGGCGCUAAACCGCCCCGGGCCAUGGAGGAGACCUGCACCAGCCCGGUGGUGUCCGCAGACGUUGAAGAGAGGCACAGGCGCAGGGCGUUCGCUCACUACGAUUGUCAAUCGUUGACUGCGAACCUGGGAUACGCGGCUAAGCUUAGGGGCAUAUUGCUAGCUCGGAGAAGAAACACUGCGACCGGCGCAUCCGCUGCCAGCUCCUUCAGGGCGUCCACUCCGGACGAGACGCCCGAAGAGGACGCCGGUGAUGGAAAAGGUAACGACCUCCUGGAGUCGUGUCCCUUCUUCCGGAAUGAGAUCGGCGGCGAGGGUGAGCGGGAAGUGAGCCUGACUCGUUGCUCCCAAGGCAAUGGAGUUCAUCGACCUCCUCUGUCCUACGGGGUGGCGGUUUUAGAGCCGCCAGCAGGGGAGACACUAUGGAAGCACAGCUGCCCGUUGCAGAAGAGGCCACUGCCCAUCGAGAGCGUCGACGAGGGCGCGCAUUACUACCGAAGAUAUUUUUUGGGUCGGGAGCACCAGAACUGGUUCGGCAUGGACGAGCAGCUAGGUCCGGUGGCCAUCAGCAUCAGGAAGGACGUGAAUCAGUACAGGAUAAUCGUGCGUACGUCGGAGCUGUUGACUCUUCGUGGCUCCGUGCCCGAAGAGGCUCUUGGUAUCAGGCCACAGGGUAACCGACUGCCGACGAGGGAGCUUUUGGAGCUGGUAGCACCGGAAGUGCAGCUCGGAUGUUUGAGGCUGGGCACCACCGUUGCCGAGGAGUCCGUCGCCAGAUUGGACGAACAAGGGCUCUCCAGCAGGUACAAGGUCGGCGUGCUGUACUGCAGGUCGGGCCAGAGGACCGAGGAGGAGAUGUACAACAACCAGCAUGCUGGUCCCGCGUUCCUCGAGUUCCUCGACACCAUCGGCCAAAGAAUAAGACUGCGGGGAUUCGAGGGUUACAAGGCAGGGCUGGACACGAGGACAGAUUCGACGGGCACGCACGCGGUCGCAGCGACGCAUCGGGGAGCGGAAGUGACGUUCCACGUGUCCACGAUGUUACCGUUCACGCCGAAUAACAGGCAACAGCUGCUCAGGAAGAGGCACAUCGGAAACGACAUCGUCACGAUUGUGUUCCAGGAACCGGGAGCGUUGCCGUUCAGCCCGCGCAGGAUACGCUCGCAGUUCCAGCACGUGUUCAUCGUGGUCAGAGCGAUCAAUCCCUGCUCCGAGAAUACUCAGUACAGCGUGGCCGUGUCGAGGAGCAAGGAGGUGCCUAUUUUCGGACCUCCGGUGCCGGCCGGUGCCACCUUCGCCAAGGGAAAAGCGUUCGCAGACUUCAUACUGGCGAAAGUGAUCAACGCUGAGAACGCGGCACACAGGUCGGAGAAAUUCGCCACGAUGGCGACCAGAACCAGACAGGAGUACCUGAAGGAUCUGGCUACAAACUAUUCAUCGACAACGGUGGUCGACACUGGACAGAAGUUCUCGAUGCUGUCGUUCAGCAGCAAGAAGAAGGCAGCAGUGAGGCCAAGACUGUCCUGCGACGCUUCCCAACGCGGGGCGAUCUGCUGGCAGGUGAUCCUAGAGGACAGCAACCAGAACACGGACUGCUACCUGGGGAUCAGCGUGGACACGAUCGUCCUGAUAGAGGAACACUCCAGACAGAUAGUCUUCGUGGCUCCAUGCGCCAGCGUGUUGGGCUGGCACGCGCAGACCAACAGCCUGAGACUCUACUACCACCAAGGCGAGUGCAUCACGAUCCACGUCCGCGGCGAUUACGGCGAAAGGGACGAGCUGAUGGAGAUAGUGGCCCGUCUGCGAGCCGUGACUCAAGGGGCGCCUGCCACCGAGUUGUCCCUGAAGAGAAACAGCCUUGGUCAGUUGGGUUUCCACGUGCAGCCCGACGGUGUGGUGACGCAAGUGGAGAGCAUGGGACUGUCCUGGCAAGCAGGUCUGAGACAAGGUUCCCGGCUGGUGGAGAUCUGCAAGGUGGCCGUGUCCACGUUGAGCCACGACCAGAUGGUGGACCUGUUGAAGACCAGCGCGCAGGUGACGGUCACAGUGAUACCGCCCGGGAACGACGGUAAUCCCAGGAGAGGUUGCUCGCUGCAAAAUUGCCAGUACCUGUCGAGCAACUACGAGGGAGAUUACGAGAACGUGACUAGUCCGGACAACACGCCUACUCAGCAGACAGCCAUGUCUGCUCAUCAGAGGCGGUACGAGCCCCGUUCGUUUAGCCCACCAAGAUCUAGUAAUAGUUCUGGGUAUGGAACUGGGUCUAGCUCGAGAUCGUUUAAUGAUCCUAGGUUCCCGUUGGAGGGCACGAUGACCAGCAGCAGCAGCGGCCACAGUAGCACCGACGAUCGAUGGUACGAGCUGCUGGAGCCGCAGGAUCAGGAAAACGGACACCGGACAGACGGCACGCCGCCUCCACCGCUGCCCGCACGACAGAACUACCAAGUGCUGGCGGGGAAGUCCUCGCAGAAACGGGAGAAGGAGUCCCACUACGCCAGCACGAAACAGUUCGCGGAGAACUCGAACUACGCUUCGACGAGGGCUCUGCAGGAGAGUCUGAGGCACGAGAACUAUCAGAAACAACAGCUGGACCAUGCGCACAGGGGCCAGGAGCAGCACCAUCACGUUCCCUCGAGCUACGUGAAGCUCCAGAAGGAGAAGUACGAGAUCAAGCAGGAGAACCUGUACGCUUCUCAGCGGGAGCUGCACAAGAACGAUGCUCAUCAUCGCGGUGUGCCGCAUCCGAAGCUGAGCGCGUCGAACUCGCUGCCUCUGACCCAGAACGCGACCUACAGUCUGCCGAAGUCCAGCAGCAACAACAAUCUGGGCAGGUACAGCGACUACGAGCAGCCGAGCAAGUACGAGUACGAUGGCAAGCUGGCGGACCGGUGCUCGAAGUACGAGCCGCAGGAGGAGAACAGGGUGACCGGGAAGUACGAGGAGACCUACGAAAGGCGGAACAGCAAGUACGACAUGGACGUGACCGGUAAAUACGACAUGAUCGAGUGCCAGCACGCCGGCAACGAGAGGAAACAACACCUGGACGCCGAGCAGAACUGCGAGUCGAUCAGGUACGAGAUACCGCACGAGUUUAAGGUCGGCGAGAAGGUUACCUGUCUGAAGACCACCAUCUCCGAACGGCCGGUGCCCCACAAGAUAAACGUGGAGUAUCGGCAGACCAAGGAGUUCGCUGCCAGCUUGCCGCCGGAAGUCCGCAUUUCGGAUCCGAAUUGUCCCGAGCCGACCGCGUUGCAGAGCGAGGACGAGCUGUCCACCGGUUCCGGGAGCCUUUCGCCUAGGCUGAGGAGGGCCAACAAACACCGGGCCGGGAACCUGACUCCUUCCAGCGGCAGCUCCAGGAACCAGAGCCCGAGGCCGAAGCCUGGCAUCAGGAACUCCCACAGGAACUCCGCCAACCUGACCUCCAGCACCCUGCAAGAGGACCUGAUGAAGCUGAUCAAUCCCGAUUACAUCGCCGAUGACAGUCAGUUGACGAAUAACAACGUAAACGCCCUGAUCGCGCAGACCCCUAGCAAGACGCUGAACAACAAUAUGCUGGAGUUCCAGAACAAGUGCAGGUCCCGGGAGAAUCUGUGCGGCAACAGCGCGACAACGUUGACCGUUCUGCCAGCGAAUGGACAGGAGAAUGGGAAUGGCAACGGAAACGGGAACGGCAAUGGGAACGGGAACGCGAACGGGAACGGGUCGGAGGUCAUUCUGACGAUGGCGAGGCCGGCUACCGUCAUUUCGAACGCCAGCACCGCGUCCAGCCCCGCGCCCAGCGAGAACAAGCUGACCAAGGAGGAGAGACUGUCGCCACGCGUGACGAAGCCGUCGCACGCGAUGUCGAAGUCGCCGAGCAAUUUAACGUCGAUCAAGGACCCGAAGGGUCUGAACGACGCCGAGAUCGACUGCUGGAAGGGCCAUCAUGUGGACUCCAGAUCCAUCCAGCAUCCCCAAGAGUGGCCGGACGAGAGGCUGAUCGACAGAUGUGGAGCAAUCGCAAACUCGGUGACGGACCUGCAGUCCCAUUUGUCCACCCUCGAGCUCAGGGUAGCCAGAGAGACGAGACGCAGGCUCUCGUUGGAGGACGAGGUGCGUCGGCUUAGGGGCGAGAACCGUCGACUGCAGGACGAGAGCCACGCAGCUGCGCAGCAACUACGACGAUUCACCGAAUGGUUUUUCCAAACAAUAGACCAUCAGUGACCUGCGCCUUCGGUCGAUUUGGCAUUUUAAUUCCACGAUUCGUACUACAAUGACCAGUGCCGCUUGCGCGGCCAACGUUCGUCCGACGUUCAUCGGUUUCUUCAAUCACGCGUCGAACGUUCGUAAGCUACCACGUUGAGCAUAUUUUUGUCUCGUCGAUGGAAGCUGCCAUGGCAGCUCGUUGUUCCUUCUUUCCAGCCAAAGAAUUCGUCACGAUUUCGCAAAUUUUCGAACUCUCUUUCCAAUGGGGCACACGUUCAGAGAUUUCGCGGAGGAUUCACAGAGACUGUGCAACCCUUCCGUGUAAAUUGAAAGCUGUGCUCGAAAGAAAUUGCUUGAUUGUCGCUGCGGUCUUCAACGAUGAUACCAAGCGGAGCUUCGAGAUCGUUGAAGAAGCAGUUUCUGCGGAUAGUUUUCGAACGUUGCAGUUGAAAAAGACCGAUGAAAUAUUGGACGAACAUCGCCGACAGUGGACGCCUAUUCAUGGGGGGAGGUCACCAGUGUGCGGCAUCGUUUCUAGAUCGUUUUGUAAUAAGAGCAGUAUUAGUUUCGCGCGUUUCCUCGAUAAUCGUCCGCGAUAGAGAUUAAGUCACGAAUCAAAGGUAAUUUAACGUAACUGCGAACGAUUCUCGCGAGCCCGCCGAAAGAUGCGCGCGCUAACCCGGCAGACCACGAUGACAGAUGACCUCGAAGAACAGGAUUCUGGGAUUAUGAUAUGCGGUUAGCGUGCAGUGGAAGUUACCACCUUGCCGUGUUCCGCGCGAAUAUUUUUUUCUGAAAAUACAGAGAACAAAUGGUACCAGAGACACCUGUGUUCGACGCGUAGUCCAGCAAGACGGGACGAGCUCGAUUCCGUUGACGAAUGCACGUUUCAUAGAUUAUAUAAAUAUAUAAAUCUCUCUCUCUAUAUAUAUAUAUACAUAUAUAAAUAUAUAAAUAUAAAUAUGCCGUCUACACUUCGAAACGACCAAAUAUUAUUACUAGUUGCGUAAGAGUCACUUCGGGUUCGACUGUAAUUUAUUUACAAAUUUUUGUAUGAUCGUCCGGGGCGUCGCGGCUCGGCCCGGAAAAGAAAAACCGCCGAUUGUCAUCAUCCGCGGUGCGGAAACCGCGCCGCGAUUCACGCUGGCAUAGUACGAAGACGUUGUCCGUCGAAGAGAAGCUCUGUAGCCUGAAAACAAUAAAGAGAGAAAUGCACAUACGAGAGAA
This is a messenger RNA of Megalopta genalis, 6637 nucleotides long. Lineage: Eukaryota; Metazoa; Arthropoda; Insecta; Hymenoptera; Halictidae. The record is from RefSeq and is a predicted model, not a curated record.